Molecule: messenger RNA, 4436 nt
Organism: Agrilus planipennis (emerald ash borer)
Lineage: Eukaryota; Metazoa; Arthropoda; Insecta; Coleoptera; Buprestidae
Exons: 21
Coding region: 295-3381 (1028 amino acids)
Biological process (GO): sister chromatid cohesion
Cellular component (GO): chromatin; cohesin complex; nucleus
Molecular function (GO): chromatin binding
Source: RefSeq, a predicted model, not a curated record
GUGGAGGUGCGUGUCCAACCAAUCUUAGGACUGAUUACCUCAUGAGGAUGAUGUGAAAUGAUUAACGUUAUCCAUAUCCAUACGCAUGCGCUGAGAAACGGUUUGCUUAUUACUUAUCUAUGGUUUGCCGGCUCGUCGUUUGUCAUUCUCGUGUGUGUAUGGUUGAAGUGAGGAUGCGUUUGGUUUUGUAAAACUGAAAUCAGGUUUUACAAUUAUCAUAGAUAAUUCUCAAGAUUCUAGAUGAUGGCGUUGUUGUUCAGAAAGGGGUAAAGGGUAUCUUAAAAUUGGAAAGCAAUGUCAAAUCUGAAUUGUCCUCCGAGAAGAAAGAGAAGUUCAGCUACGGAUUCAUCAUCCCAGCCCCAAGCUUCUCUAUCACGAAGUACUCCAAUUAGGGAAAACAGUCCUAUUGAUGAUGUACCAUCACCGAAUAUUUCUAGUAUAAGGUCCUCAUCUAAUUCAAGCAGUCGUAACGUUAGCAUUAAAAAACAGAGACGAUUGUUUGAUGUGGAAAAUCAGACAUCAUUACUACUAAUAACUAACGUAAAUUCAGAAGAUAAAAGCUCAGAUUCUGAAGAAUCAACUUCAAAUGUAACAAUAUUGAAACAAUUUAAGAACAAAGGUCGGAACUGGAGAUUCAUUAAACCUACAAAUCAAAACAAUCUAUAUUUUAAAAUUCUUUCAAAAAGGGAGGAUAUAGAAAGUUUGGCACUGAACUGGUGUAAACAUUAUGUUUAUAAUAAAGAAGAAGCAAUUAUAGAAAUGCAACAACUUUUUAUAGAUUUAACAGGAGUAAGGAAGUUUAAUUUGAAAAAUUUACUUGAGAGUAAUUCACAAUUAGAAAAAGUUUUUGAAACUCUUGAAAACGUCGUUCUAAAUACUGAUUUGGAGAAGUAUUGUCUGUGUAACAGUACUCAUCAGUAUAGUAUAACAUGUUUGGAAGAAAUUUGCAAAUUUCUGAGACUUGUUUGGAUUAUAAGUAGUAAUCAGACAUUUUUAUAUGAUUGCUACAUGUCCUUGCAUGUACUCAAACUUAUAAAUUUAAUGGCUAAUAGUAAAGUAAAAGUAAUACAUCACACUGGGUUGUUUCUUGCUAUAAAAAUAAUAACUUUUCUCACUGAAGUACAUAGGAACAUAAUUAAAAACCCGUUAGAUAAUGAAGAACAGGAAAGGUACCUGAGUCAUUUAUCAAAGAAUGAAGAAGGUUUCAUUCUUCUUUUACAUAAAUGUUGUUGUACUACCAUCAGUGCUCCUCAACGUGCUAAAAUGCAGUAUUUGGAAGAAAUAUUGCAAUGGUUUAAAAGAAUACCUUCUCUUAUGCUCAAUAAACGAUGCUUUAAUUCCCUCUUGGAAUUAGUUGCGGACUCUAAGGAUGCUAAAAUACGUCAAAAAGCAGUAGCAGUAUCUAAGGAUUUAGUGGCGUUGCCUAAAUUUUCACAGUAUAUUAUUCCAAAUUUUGCUACAUUGCUUGAAGCCAUCGAAGAAAGAAUGUGGGACAUAGAUUAUGAUGUUUGUAUUAACGCUGUUGAAUUUUUUGGUGCGGUUAUGAGUCAUUAUCCUCAAUAUUUAAAUUUCAAACUGGAAGUUGCCAUUUCAACUUUAAUGCUUCAAAAGAACUAUCCCCUUGCACGUGCUGCUGGCCAAUUUACAAUAAAAAGCUUUAGAAGGGACAACGAAAAUAAUGAAGACAUUGAUGUGAUUCAUAAACUAAUGCAAUUACUUAGCGUUCCUAAAUUUUUAGAACGUAUUGCGUUAUUGGUGGAAUCGGUCAUCGAUUUUGCAAGAGAAUUACAAAAUUAUGACCUUAUAUUUACAAUGUUGAUGAGGGAAGAUAGCACAGAGGAAGAAGAUAUAAUUUUAUGCAGUCUAUUAUCGCAGAGUGUUGUCCAAAUAGCAACUGGAAGGUCUCCUGUUGUCCGCGACAGAUGCAGAAAAGAAAAACCACAAGAACUAGUCAACCAGAAAAUUGCAUACUUUUUUAUAACCAGACUAUAUGACUUAAUGAGAAAAUUUUCAAGCAAUGCACUUUGCACAAAAAGUUUUUGUGAAAUAUUAUUAGUUUUUAAUUACGAAGAAACUCCUUUAACCCACUAUAACAAGUAUUUGGACCAGCUUAUGAAUUUACAAGAAUCUUUAUUUAUCAACAGUGUAAACGAAGAUGUCCUAGAUUCCUUUUCAAAAUUAUAUUCAACUUGGAUGGCCGAAUACUGUCCUUUUAAACUGCGAGCGUCUGCGGCUUUCGAUAUAGUUUUAGAAAAGACCGUCAAGGUUUACAAAUUAAAUUUGGAAGAAUAUAAUGAAGAAAAAUCCGAACUGGUAAAAUCGAAUUUAGAGAUAGAUCUUUUACAUCUUGAAGUAUUAUUUCGUUACAAUGAUUUAAGAAAAAUUAUUGAUUGGAACACUCUUUUUGUCUCCUGGGAUUUAAACGAUGAAUAUUUUACAAUUCAGUCUAUAGAACGCAACAUGAAGUGUUGCUACUGGUUUCUUUUAUGGGAGGCACGUGGUUUGAAAGAUCUCAAUGUAACUGCCGAUUUGCUGCAACAAAAGAUCGAUCAACUUGAAUUAAAAUGUGCUAGUUUCAUAUCUCAAUGUUUAAUUAUAAUGAGUCAAAACCAAGAAAAACCAACUUUGUUGCAAACAGCAUUUGACGUGAUAAUAGACCUUCACUUAGAAUAUUUAAACGAGUUGUCUGCAAAAUUCAGUAAAGUGCAACCGUUUAAACAACUCCAUCUAAAGGUGUCUACCACUCAAGCUCAAAACGUUCUUGUCGAUUAUGUACUAUCACGUGCUUUCACAGCUGUCGAAAAGAAAACGUUGAAAAUGCGAAGAUCCAAUCUAGCUAAAUUGAUGAACGCUUUUAUCGAGGAUAUUAUACCACACGAAGAACAUUUUACAAAAGUCUUCAUGUUUUACGAUGAGUACUACGAAAAUUACUUUGACAUAUUCAACACCACUCUGGAUAUGUUUCAAAAACUGGGAGGUGUUGCUGUAACGUGUUCAAUAAUUGUACUUACAAUUAGAUAUUCCUACAUCGAGUAUUUGACUUUAAAAGGAAAUUUUGACAGUGCUCAUCCCGAAAUUGAACAAAUAAACGCUUUGGGACAACGUUUCUUGCAGUAUUUGAAGAGUAAUAAAGCAGCUGAAGAUUCGGUUUUAGGUGUUCUCAAACAUGCUGUCUCAUAUACAUCUUCCGUUUUGGAACACCGACAUUUUUUGCACUUCUUCAAUUCGUUUAUACCCGCCUUGAAAAUUAACCAACAUAAAGAAUUAUUCGAUCAUAUAAUGAAAUGUAUGCCUGAAGGCGAUGAAGAUGCACCAGAAGCAUUUGUUCGUUUUGCCAAGAAGUUGAAUUGUAAAAAAGGAAAAAGUUACUCUUCAUUAUGACUGAAUUUUUAAAAUCGACGACACUAAAGUGAGCAGUAUUUUAUUAAUAAUAUAAUCGUUUUUUCAUUUACUUCAGUUUUAUUGUUUUUCAUUUACUGAAAAUGCUAAAUAAGUUUAAUUACCCAAGAAUUGGAAAUUUAUUUUGUACUUAAUACUAGAUCAAUGUUUUUGCAGUGUUAUAUAAACUUAAAUAAUACUAAGUUAAGAUUAGUUCGUGUUUCUUAUUUUACACAUUCGGCAACAAAACACCUUAUUCAUAAAAUGAAGUUUAACUUCAACUUAUUUAACCAUACAAUCUUCCUCAAAAUCUUCAAAAUUUCUAACCUACCCACCGGGUGAGGGGAUAAAGUAAAAAUUUUGAAAGAUUUAUGGAAUGUUAUGUAGUAAGUAGGGGAAUUUUAUUUUAAUGUCUAUUUCAUCUGCUCUAUAAUUUCUAGCAUCAGCAAUUUCACCAGUUAAACGUAACAUACAGAAUCGAUUAUGAAGCACUUAUUAGAAUAAAAUUUCAUUUUAAUGCUAAUUAUUUUAUAGUCAUGUAGACAUAUAUUCAUUUAUUUAAGUGAUUCACUGACGCACAAUACCUUGUUACCUCUGAUACAUGGAAAAAAUCGAUAAAAAAUGAAUAUAUCGUAUUCAAAUGCAAAUCAACCUCCGAAAACUGUACAUGCAUAUACCUCGUUAACAUUAUUGCAUCUGACUUUUUUUUUACACGUUGUCACACAGACAUUUAUUUUGUGACAAUAGCCUACCAAAUUCUUGAAAAAUUUUGAUUAUUUUCCUGAUAUUUUAAAAACGCACAAAAGGGCAGAAAAACUUUUGGGUGUUUCAUUCCCACUAGUCACUAAUUUAAAGUGCGCGCCUUUUUUUAUUUAGUAUUGACCAGACCUGCUGGAGGGCGCGCAAAUCAGCGCAUUUCGAAUUGACCAUUAUUACCGUUUGUAUAUCUAUUAUCUUUGACUUCAAUGAUAGAGUGAGUCAUCUAUUAAAUUGAUGUUCCUUAUCUUCCACAUUUAUUCGUAGGGUGUCGACUCUCCUAUCAUAACUAAUGCAGACUA